UAACAGUCGAUAGUAUUUCAUACCAUAGUGUAUGAUCCUGCUGUGAGUAACAGUCAAAUCGUGAAUUAAUGAUUCAGCGACAUCAAGGCAAUAUUUACCUUUCUCCGUAUUUGUAUAAGAACAUCUCUACUCUGUCAAAGGUAACCGACCUUCACUACAACUUUCUACCUUCUCAUUCCGGCCCAAGGAAGUCUUCGGCCGGAAAUUCGGGAUUCGGGAUUUAUUGUAGUGUGAAGCUAAUUUUUCCGAUUAUGUAGACAACACAUGAAUGCAGCAGGGUAAUGUUCGGAAAUGCAAUGGGGGAGAAACCGGAUAUGGAGUCUUCUCGAAUAUUUACCUUAAAGUCUGAUAUUUACCGAUCAAACUUCGUGAAAGACAAAAAAAACUUCGACCUAACAUCCGUUAAAUCUCUGUUCCGCUGUGUUUUCAUAAAUUAACAGGAUUGAAUUCAUCGAGUCGUCCGUUUAAACCGUUUAAAGAGACUAAAUCAACAGCCGUUACUUUGAAUGGUUACCACGGAAACUCCUCGACCAAUCAAAGAGCGGGAUGUUGAAGACGGACCAAUCAGUGGACUCGUUCGGAAAAUCCAAACAGCCGUCUGCUCCAGAGACAAAAGUCGAGAUUUGUUUUGGUGACAAAGAAGAUUCAGAAGCUGGUCUGAGGUCUGAGCUGACCCUGUUGGAGGUCUGAGGUCUGAGCUGACCCUGUUGGUGGUCUGAGGUCUGAGCUGACCCUGUUGGUGGUCUGAGGUCUGAGCUGACCCUGUUGGAGGUCUGAGGUCUGAGCUGACCCUGUUGGUGGUCUGAGGUCUGAGCUGACCCUGUUGGAGGUCUGAGCUGACCCUGUUGGUGGUCUGAGGUCUGAGCUGACCCUGUUGGAGGUCUGAGGUCUGAGCUGACCCUGUUGGUGGUCUGAGGUCUGAGCUGACCCUGUUGGUGGUCUGAGGUCUGAGCUGACCCUGUUGGUGGUCUGAGCUGACCCUGUUGGAGGUCUGAGCUGACCCUGUUGGAGGUCUGAGGUCUGAGCUGACCCUGUUGGUGGUCUGAGGUCUGAGCUGACCCUGUUGGUGGUCUGAGGUCUGAGCUGACCCUGUUGGAGGUCUGAGCUGACCCUGUUGGUGGUCUGAGGUCUGAGCUGACCCUGUUGGUGGUCUGAGGUCUGAGCUGACCCUGUUGGAGGUCUGAGGUCUGAGCUGACCCUGUUGGUGGUCUGAGGUCUGAGCUGACCCUGUUGGUGGUCUGAGGUCUGAGCUGACCCUGUUGGAGGUCUGAGGUCUGAGCUGACCCUGUUGGUGGUCUGAGGUCUGAGCUGACCCUGUUGGAGGUCUGAGCUGACCCUGUUGGUGGUCUGAGGUCUGAGCUGACCCUGUUGGUGGUCUGAGGUCUGAGCUGACCCUGUUGGUGGUCUGAGGUCUGAGCUGACCCUGUUGGUGGUCUGAGCUGACCCUGUUGGAGGUCUGAGCUGACCCUGUUGGAGGUCUGAGGUCUGAGCUGACCCUGUUGGUGGUCUGAGGUCUGAGCUGACCCUGUUGGUGGUCUGAGGUCUGAGCUGACCCUGUUGGUGGUCUGAGGUCUGAGCUGACCCUGUUGGAGGUCUGAGCUGACCCUGUUGGUGGUCUGAGGUCUGAGCUGACCCUGUUGGUGGUCUGAGGUCUGAGCUGACCCUGUUGGAGGUCUGAGGUCUGAGCUGACCCUGUUGGUGGUCUGAGGUCUGAGUUGACCCUGUUGGAGGUCUGAGGUCUGAGCUGACCCUGUUGGAGGUCUGAGCUGACCCUGUUGGUGGUCUGAGGUCUGAGCUGACCCUGUUGGUGGUCUGAGGUCUGAGCUGACCCUGUUGGAGGUCUGAGGUCUGAGCUGACCCUGUUGGUGGUCUGAGGUCUGAGCUGACCCUGUUGGUGGUCUGAGGUCUGAGCUGACCCUGUUGGUGGUCUGAGCUGACCCUGUUGGUGGUCUGAGGUCUGAGCUGACCCUGUUGGAGGUCUGAGGUCUGAGCUGACCCUGUUGGCGGUCUGAGGUCUGAGCUGACCCUGUUGGAGGUCUGAGCUGACCCUGUUGGUGGUCUGAGGUCUGAGCUGACCCUGUUGGUGGUCUGAGCUGACCCUGUUGGUGGUCUGAGGUCUGAGCUGACCCUGUUGGAGGUCUGAGGUCUGAGCUGACCCUGUUGGAGGUCUGAGGUCUGAGCUGACCCUGUUGGAGGUCUGAGGUCUGAGCUGACCCUGUUGGCGGUCUGAGUGGGGAUGAAGACCCGGAGUCACAGUCGCCGGUCCACGUCCACGUACCGGAGACCACACCAGUCCAUGUUCACAUGAGGAGGAGUCCCAGCAGAACCCCACAGAGGACUACAGAUGCUCAGGUGAAGGGAGAGGAAGGGAGGUCAAAGGUCAAGACGCCGUGGAUUCCUCCAGGAAGACUCACCUGCAGAAGAGAGAUAAGCAGAGUUCAGCAUCAAUCAGAGAGAGGAGCCAGACAUCAGCGCGAUGCAGAGGAGGAAGAAGAAGAGUUAGCUGCUGUUUCCAAAAAUCUCAGCGCCCUCCUCCGAGAGCAAGAAGGCCUUCGUCGUUCAAACAACUCGGAUGUCAGGGCUCAACAAACCAGAGAGUCUGCUGCGCUCCUGAGGGCGCUCGUAGAGGCAGAAAUCGACGGCGUAGCUGUGGCCAAUCAGCUGACAGCUCUGAAGGAAACCAUAGACGGCCUGGCUAAGGACAAGCGUCUGUCAAAGCUGCACGCGGCGUCGCUGAGACGGCAGCAGCAGCUGUUGUUGGAGAAGAUCGCCAUGUUUGACAGCACCAAUCACGGCCUGCGAGAGCUCCUCAGAGAUUGGACGGAAUACGAGAGAGAAUCUCUGAUUUGGUUGGAACAGAAAGACGCCAUAAAGACGAGACUGGCCGACAGUGAAGCAGAAAACAUCCGACUUUUAACCAAACUCACCAACAAAGAGAGAGAGGCGUGCACGCGCGAGCAUCUGGACUUUGAAAAGGACAAAGUGGAGACGACGGAGGAGCUGUCACGCGUCCUGCACUCGACCCGGGAGCGUCUGCAGUCCGAGCUGAGCAGAGCGGACGCUGAGAAGAGCCGCCUGACCGCUCACAUUCAGAGGAUGCUGCAGAGCCAGGAGGAGCAGCAGGAGGCGCUUGGAGCUCUGCAGGAGGAGCUGCAGACGCUGAGGCAGCGCAGAGCGGACGAGAAGAAGGAGCGGGGACUGAAGGAGCAGGAGGCGCUGGCUCUGCUGACCGAGCAGGCCGAGCGAGCCGAGGAGACGGCCAGGCAGCUCACAGCCAAACUGCAGGAGAAGGAAUCCCAGUUGGCCCAGUCUCUGUCCACGUCCAGCGACUGGUGCCUCCGACACUCCAAAGAGGCCGCCGCCAAAGGAGCGCUGGAGGAGGAGCUGUCUGCGUUCAAGUUUCAGGUGACCGAGCUGACCUCCAAGAUGACCUCGAUGGAGGAGAGGAGUCGGACGGAGAGGGACGAGCUCCGGGAUCAGAUCCAACAUCUGGGCUCUGAAAACACGUCCACUCAGCUGGACAACCAGAGACUCAAGGAUCAGCUGAGGUCGUCUGAGGAGAAGAUCGGGGGUCUGCAGUCUGAAGCGCGGCGGCUGAAAUCUGCCAUCAAAAAACAUGAAAGCCUGGUGGAGAAAUACAAGAAGAAGGUGCAGCAGGCUCGCCUGGAGGCGGAGGAGCACCGCCUGAAGCUGGAGGCGACGCAGAAGGAGGCGCGGGAGCUGAAGGUGAGCCUGGAGAGGGAGAUGGAGCAGCUGAGGAGGGAGCUGCUGGUCCGGCUCCGGGAGCUCGAGGCGCUGCCCGACAGGCUGAGGAGGAGCGAGCAGCAGCUCCGAGACGCCCAGCAGGAGGCCGACGCCCACCAGAGGAGGAACGUGGAGCACAGCUCGGCCCUGUCUGAAGUCAGACACAAGGUGGAGCAGCAGGGCGCUCAGCUGGAGACGUUUCAGCAGAAGAACGUGCUGCUGCAGGAAGAGAACAACGUCCUCAAAGAGACCGUCCACAACUUAGAGAGGCGGCUGGAGGACCUGAAGGUGGAAAACAACGCGAUGUCUCAGUCUCUCUCGUCAAAGGAAGCCGGCGUCCGCAGCGUUCAGCAGCAGCUGGAGGAGAAGACGCUCGAGUGCAGCGUCGUGUCCCGUCAGCUGCAACAAGCUCUGGAUGACGCACAGAGACAGGUUGACGAGAGCAUUCAGAGAGUUCUGACCAAAGAGCGAGCGUCUCAGUCCAAAGCGUUGGACCUGCAGAGCCAGCUGAGCCGAGCCAAGACGGAGCAGAGUCAGCUGCAGAGGAGCAAGGAGGAGAUGGAGCGUCGUUUUAAGACUCAGCUGCAGAACAUGAAGGAACGACUGGAGCAGUCCGACUCGACAAACCGAAGUCUGCAGAAUUAUGUUCAGUUUCUUAAAACCUCGUAUGGAAACGUCUUUGGAGAGUCUUUGCUCACCAGCUGACCGUACACUCUCCAACAUGAGAAACAUUCAUACAUUCAAAGCAAUGAAGUCGACCCACGUCGUGUUUUUAAAUACCUCUGCUCGUCACUGAAUGAAUAAAAUCCUUUUAAAAGAAAUGAUGACUAAUUUGUUGCAUGAAAUGUAUUUAUAUUGUUUUGAAUAAAUCUCUUUCCUGCGCCA
Messenger RNA from Labrus bergylta (ballan wrasse), 4629 nucleotides. RefSeq names its product outer dense fiber protein 2-like. Gene Ontology annotation, cellular component: centrosome. The record is from RefSeq and is a predicted model, not a curated record. NCBI's taxonomy places the organism in Eukaryota, Metazoa, Chordata, Actinopteri, Labriformes, Labridae. Gene Ontology annotation, biological process: regulation of cilium assembly.